AUGGACAUGGCGUCCAGAGCACCAAAAAGCAUUCGCAGAACUAAAGAAUCUGAUCGCAUCGGAUGCGGUCCUAAUUCAUUACUCUCCGGACCGCCCACUGAUCUUAACUUGCGAUGCGUCACCAUACGGCCUGGAACCAAAAUAAGUAAUGCAGAUUUCCUAAGCCGCUGGCCAACGUCGGAUAUACACUAUGAGCCUAGAACGGAAGAAGUUUUCAUGAUCGAAUGGGCAACUGAUCCCACUGUCACCGCGAACACCCUAGCUACCAACACGUCUAAGGAUUGCAGCCUCAGAAAGGUGCUCAACUGGGUGUUAAGGGGAUGGAGUAGUGCUAAAGUUCAGCGUAAUGAUGACCUGUACCCUUUCUUCGUGCGGCGAAACGAACUGACCAGUAAUCAAGGAAUAUUAUUUUGGGGUAAUCGAGCAGUUAUUCCCUUGACGGACAGGCAGGAAAUUCUCUCUGCGUUGCACGCGCACCAUCCCGGAAUCGUUAGAAUGAAGGCUUUAGCCCGCAGUUACGUCUGGUGGCCCGGUUUGGAUGCAGAUAUCGAGAAGGCGGUGAGUCAAUGUUUAGCGUGCCAACAUACGAGAAAUCCCCCCCCACGAUCGGACGUACAUCACUGGGAGUCUGCCAAGAAACCAUGGUCCCGCUUGCACAUUGAUUUUGCCGGACCUUUCCGAGGGAACACGUUUGUGUUAGUCGUCGACUCUUUUACGAAGUGGCUUGAAGUCUGCCUCGUAAAAUCGACAUCCGCGUCAGCUGCAAUCACCUUCCUUCGGCAACUGUUCGCCACCCAUGGCAUUCCGGAUGAAAUCGUGUCCGACAACGGAACUGCUUUCACCUCCGAGGAGUUUAUGUUGUUUACAAAAAACAAUCGGAUCCGUCAUAUCCGAUCCGCGCCGUUCCACCCUGCAACCAACGGACAGGCUGAACGAAUGGUUCAAACCACGAAGAGUUACCUGAAGAAACUAGAUCGUCAAACAGAUGUCAACUUAGCAUUGGCUCGUUUCUUGUUUGACCAGCAUACUACGCCCCAUUCCGUUACGAAGCAUUCGCCAGCGGAGUUACUAUUCAAUAGGGAGCUCCAGACAUUCUUUGACAAAUUAAGUCCAGGCGAAAGAUCAUAUGGUAAGAUCUGCGAUGCCCAAACUAAAAAGUCUUUUGUUACAGGCAGCCCUGUUUGGGUCCGAAACUAUGCAAGCGGUCCCAAGUGGCUUGAGGGCCACGUCUCGAAGCGAACGGGACCGAUUCGGUGUGUCUCGAGGACGACCGAACAGUCAGGCGACAUCUGGAUCAGCUGCGAUUGCGCAGUCCUUCGCAGCAGCCAACACCAGAGCAGACAGCAUCACCAACUUGCUAUUCCACUCCAACCCCAACUGACGCAGUAG
Molecule: messenger RNA, 1389 nt
Organism: Drosophila bipectinata
Lineage: Eukaryota; Metazoa; Arthropoda; Insecta; Diptera; Drosophilidae
Source: RefSeq, a predicted model, not a curated record